Molecule: messenger RNA, 2452 nt
Organism: Centruroides sculpturatus (bark scorpion)
Lineage: Eukaryota; Metazoa; Arthropoda; Arachnida; Scorpiones; Buthidae
Product: organic cation transporter protein-like
Exons: 12
Coding region: 637-2253 (538 amino acids)
Biological process (GO): transmembrane transport
Cellular component (GO): membrane
Molecular function (GO): transmembrane transporter activity
Source: RefSeq, a predicted model, not a curated record
UGCUCUUCUCUUUCUUCAUACCACGAACAACGGGUUAAUUCCCUAUGCAGUUUUUUCAGAUGGCGUUCAUCGGACUGAUGUCUAUGACUGUUUAAAAUUACGAUCACAUGACCGCGUCAUUGGCGAUCCAAUCGACGCGUGUGAAGGCGAAUUUUUAAACCAAUACAAGUCUCGAGCAGAAAACGGAAUAUUCAGUUAUGUUUUAAAAAUUUACGAUAGACAAUUUCCGGUCCAAGCAACGACGCCGUUCAUUCAUUUCGACAAUCGAUUUUUCUAACGGCGGUGAUGAAGAAAUCGAUUAAAAAUCGCCAUCUUCAACAUCGAUGUCGGCAAGAAGGAGGCGACUUUUUUACGGAAUACGUUCGACUAAAAUCGUUACUUUUGUUUUAACUCAGGUUAGGUUACUAAGAAGUCUGGUUACGUCACUGACAGCCGAUGACGUCGAUGGGAAAGGAGUGUUAUUGGCCAGGGGGCAUCAUCAUUUUUAACCGUGACGUCAUCGAGAGAUAGGGAUUGAAAGAGUUUGUUUGAUGAUCGCAACCUCCGACGUCUCGUCCGUCCGGAAUUAUCCGGCACGUUUCGCAUCCUCGUAGUCUUUAUCAAGCUCACAGAUAAGAUUAAGAAUCUCCUCCCAAAAUGACUGAUGAUCCAAAGAAGGAAGACAGCUCAAAUGAUAUUACCAAUGUUUUUGGUAAAAAUGGAAAGUGGCAGAAGAUAACAUUCCUCAUCAGCUCAGUAAUUAGUAUUUUUUCUGCCUGGAACAAUCUGGUGGUGGCCUUCUUCGCUCCUAAUAUCAACUACUGGUGCGCGGAUCAUCCUAAUGGCACCGAAGAGACCAACCGGACAUCGCCCGGAGAACACCAGUGUGAAUUUAUGGGACCGGAUAACAAGAGUAAGAUACCGUGCACAGAAAUGGAAUAUGACCACAGCUUCUACCGUUCGACAAUUAUCGAAGAAUGGGAUUUAGUAUGUGAAAAUGAAUGGUUAAUAUCUGUUAGUCAGUCUGUAUACAUGGCUGGUUAUAUGACUUCUAUGCUGGUGUUUGGCCAGUUAUCUGACAGAUUUGGAAGACGACCAAUUUUUUUCACUGCUCUUGGAAUUUUAUUAGUUUCAAAUGUAGCUUGUCUUUUUGCUAAUCAUUUUAUUGUUUUUACUAUACUUCGUUUCUUUAUAUCUCUCGGAGUUUCCGGAGCCGGUGCUACAAGUUUUGUGAUUUUGAUGGAAACGGUGGGUCCCGAAUUUCGUUCAGCCUAUGGACUCGGAUAUAAUUUCGGUUGGGCGCUGGGCUACAUUCUGCUUCCAGGCAUCGCUUGGUGGUUGAGAGACUGGUUCUACAUUCAGAUGGCCAUCACCAUCCCUUGUUUUGUACUAGUUGCAUCUUGGUGGUUCAUCUCCGAAUCUCCCCGUUGGCUGCUAACCAAUAACCGUUUCGACAAAGCGGAGAAAGUCGUCACGACAGCGGCCAAGAAAAAUAAUAAAAACCUCAUGGAAGCCAAAAAUGCAUUCAAGCAAAUAAGGAACAACUUAGAAAAAGCUGAAGCACCAAAGAAAACACAAGCAACAAUUUUUAGUUUGUUAAGAACUCCCAAUAUGAGGAAGAAAACACUCAAUUUAUAUUUUUGUUGGUUUGUAAAUUCGUUUAUAUAUUUUGGUUUAUCUCUAAACACAAACGAUCUUGGAGGCAAUCCCUUCAUCAAUUUUUUUAUUGCUGGUGCAAUUGAGUUUCCUGCCUAUGUGGUUUCUAUUUUUGUCAUUCGGAUAUUUGGUAGAAGAAUUCCGCAGAUGGCCACAAUGGUAAUAGGUGGAAUGGCUUGUGUAUUGACCAUUCCAAUUGGUGAUGAUCUUCUGUGGCUGAAAAUAAGCUUGGCAAUGAUUGGAAAAUUUUGCAUAACUGCAUCUUUUGGUAUAGUGUAUGUUUUUUCUGCCGAAAUAUAUCCCACGGUUGUCAGAAAUGUUGGAGUAGGCUCUAGUUCAACUUGUGCCAGAAUAGGUUCUAUGGUUGCACCUUUCGUUAAAGAAUUAGGGAAAGCUACAAAACCAGAAGUUCCAUACGCAGUUUAUGGUGGACUGUCGGUAGUAAGUGGUUUACUUGUCCUGCUUUUGCCGGAAACUCACCAAUGUAGCUUGCCUGACACUAUUCAAGAAGGUGAACAAUUUGGAACGAAAGCUUAUAAUCCUAUAAAAGGCAUAAAUACAGAAAUAUCCAUGGUUGAGAAAGAAGUUUUAGAUCAAAAUGAUAAAACUCGACUAUGACAAUUUAUUGUCCAAAAUAGGAAACUUCGAAUUCGAGUCUGUCAUAUUCAGUAUUUCAGAUAAGGUUUUAAAUUCCAAAUAAAAAUGUUCAAUAGCAUGAACAUAUUCCAUGAUAAAUUCCAUAUAUUAUAAUAUAGACCAUUUUAAUGUAAUGCAUUUACUACUAACAAGUGAAUAAAUGAUAUCAGAUUUGGUAUAA